CGGGCGGCGCGCUCCCGUGAACUAAUUCAUUGUAUCGGAUAGAGACGGAGGAAGCUGCAGCGAGAGACUCGGCUGGUCGGCGAAGCAACUCUGCUCUGAGAAAACGCUGAAAAAAACCCUACUGCUCGGCACAUAAACUGAAGGGAUGGCAGCCAUCCGUAAGAAGCUGGUCAUAGUGGGGGAUGGAGCUUGUGGGAAGACAUGUCUCCUGAUCGUCUUCAGCAAGGACCAGUUCCCUGAAGUCUACGUUCCCACCGUGUUUGAGAACUACGUCGCUGACAUCGAGGUGGACGGCAAACAGGUGGAGUUGGCUCUCUGGGACACGGCUGGUCAGGAGGACUACGACAGGCUGAGGCCUCUCUCCUAUCCAGACACUGACGUCAUCCUCAUGUGCUUCUCCAUAGACAGCCCCGACAGCUUGGAAAACAUUCCAGAGAAGUGGACCCCAGAGGUGAAACACUUCUGUCCAAACGUUCCCAUCAUCCUGGUGGGAAACAAGAAAGACCUGCGCAACGACGAGCACACACGCCGAGAGCUGGCCAAGAUGAAACAGGAGCCAGUGAAGUCAGAGGAGGGUCGGGAGAUGGCCGGACGGAUCGCAGCGUUCGGCUACAUGGAGUGCUCCGCUAAGACCAAGGAUGGCGUGCGGGAGGUGUUUGAGAUGGCCACCAGGGCGGCGCUGCAGGCUCGCCGUGGAAAGAAGAGCAAUAAAUGUGUGCUGCUGUAAAAUGGCCGACAUUUGGACUGUUUUUCGCCCCGGGUCGCUGUACCUGGGUGAUAGGGCUCGGGAGGGAUUACUAAAGAUGACAGAGGGAGGGUGGGAGGGGACGAGGAAAAAAGAGUGCAGUAAAUGACUACCGCUGUAAACUGGCUGUUUGUUGGACUGAAUUCACCCUGGGACUCGGGUUUGGGAAGCUUUGGGUGGGCGGGCGGACGGGGGAAGGAGGGAGCACAGUGAACAACUACCGCUGUAAACCGUUGGGCUCUUUACCAUCAGGGUGGGAAAAUUACACCAGCCCAAAAAAUGUCUGUUCAACAAGCCACUUACACUGAUAGCGAUCAUUAUUAGGAGAUUCUGGUCCUUUGGGGGAAAAAAGAAAGGAAAAAAAAUGUAGCUGGUAAAGUUGCUCAUGGGGUUCUCUGGUGACUGUCUUCAGUGUGGAUGACAUUAAAAAAGGUUUAAUUUCCUACCUGGAUGACUUGACAGACAGCACAGUAAAUGAGUACCACUGUAAACCAGUGGACUCUUUAGCCCCAGGUUCAGGCCUGGGAUUAGGACUAGUGGUGGUGUGGAGUUGGGACAGGUGAAGGGAUGGGAAGAGUUAAUCCCAAAACAUGAGAAAAUACACCAAACCACAGCAGCACUUCCUAGUUCUGCACUUUUAUCCAACUUUAGUAGACAAACCACCGAUAACAACAACUGCUCUUGACAGUGCUUUGAGCAGAUUCGAGCUUCAUCAGCAUUUUAGCUUAAAAAACCAUCCAGCGUGUUAAAGGAGCGCUCACAUGCCGUCAGGUGCGUGGGCCUUGUGUGUUGUAUUGUCAGAGAGGUGCGCUGUGGGUAAUCCAGAGCUUACAGACAAACACAUGGAGCUCUGAUCUCACUGAGAUAAUCUGUUACAGUCACCUGAUACGGAGUGCUUUAUUAAUUGCAACUGGUGUGCACGUCAAGCUGUCCUUGUGCAGUUUUUUUUGUUAGAAUUAGAUUGAAACAGUGGACAGUUUUACCACAGCAGUGUUUACUUCCUCAGUAGCCAGGCUGCACAUGUUAAUCUUCACUGCCGCUGGUUUGUCUACUUCAGGAGGUUUAUUGAAAAUGAGAACUUGUUCUCAGUUAACUCACCUGGUAAAAUAAAGGUUAAAUAAGAAUAUCUGACGGCUCUUUACCAGUUCAAACUCUCUGGACUGAAUCAGUGGAAGUGGCAGGUGAAUUUGAGUAGCUUCCUGUCCUGCAUAGUAAACCCAAACGGACCGCCGUGGCUCCCAUCCCUUCCUGGUCCUCAUAGCUGACUGCUGGUGCUCAUCUUCCCCUGGUUUUAGACCCGGAUGAAGAACAAGGAGAAGAGAGUGUUUGUUUACAUGCACACCACUGAUCCUCUUUAUUUGGGACUGAAUAUUUUGUGUGUGUGUGUAGGCAUGUGUAAAGGUCAUCUAGUACCAAAAGUAAUUCAUUUUUAAGUUAAAGGUGCCUGGGUUAGACCAUCUGGUGGCUGCUACAAACUUGAUCUUUUUAUCCAGUCCUGCGUUUAAAAAAAUACCAGUUUUGUCAGGAUAGAUAUUGUACAGAAACCUGCACCGCUAAUGCAGUGAAAAUUAACCACCUGCUGUUCAUUUUAGGGUGUUUUUAAUGUGUUUUCUUAAAAAAUGUUUAAAAAUGGCAUGUGCGUCCAGUCAGUAAUUGGAUUUAUCAGCCACCAGCCUUUUCCUGACAUUUCUGUGCGUUUUGCAGUGGGUUUGGACUCUCUUGACGGCGUUUUUAGCCUCCUGUUCUUCUUCCUGGUCUGCAGGGAGGAGCCUGUUCCAGAAACCAGUCUUGUGUUGUUGUUUUUAUACUUUAUUUCCAGCUUUUUAUUCUUUUUUUUUUUUUUUUUUUUUAAGAAAAAAGUCAAACAUGUUGUCUAUCAGUAUUUAAAAAUAAAAAUAGGAGGUGGAAGACUAGGGAAUUACUUGUGUCAUUGCUUUAGUUUUUUCUGCUCUUUGUGCUUUACCUGAAUUUUCUUCCGAUGAUUUAUACUCGGUUGUAACGACCUCCCUCAAUCAUCCCUGCCAAAUGCUGUUGUUAGGCAGUCAGGAGAAAGGCUGGCCUCUCGGCUGCCUGUCUGGAGCAUCGCUAGGACCACAAGUGCUGACUGUUUUUUCUUUUUUUUCCUGUUUGUUUGAUUGAAAGGAAAAACCCCCAAAAAGGAACACGGUCUCCUUUUUGAUGUUCAAAUCAUGAUUAUUUCUAGUUUUUAUUAUUUUUAACAAUUUUGGAAGCAGUAAACAAAGGAACAGGAAAAAAAAACAAAAAACAAAGCUGUAUGCAAAGUCUGUAAAUAUAAAAUGUGGGUUUGUUCAUACUAGACUAUACACACACGCACAUGACUGGAAACUAUUUGUAAACUAGCUUUGGUUUGUGUAAUAAAUUACUUUCUAUAACA
Messenger RNA from Acanthochromis polyacanthus (spiny chromis), 3140 nucleotides. RefSeq names its product ras homolog gene family, member Ab (gene rhoab). The record is from RefSeq and is a predicted model, not a curated record. Lineage: Eukaryota; Metazoa; Chordata; Actinopteri; Pomacentridae. Gene Ontology annotation, molecular function: GTP binding; GTPase activity. Gene Ontology annotation, cellular component: cleavage furrow; dendritic spine. The transcript has 5 exons. The coding region runs from base 146 to 727 and encodes 193 amino acids. Gene Ontology annotation, biological process: stress fiber assembly; cell migration; small GTPase-mediated signal transduction.